CGGAUCUGCGAGCCUGGAACUUAUUGCGUCGACGGCAAGAAGUAUCUGUGUCCUGCAGGUCGGUACGGCACAUCCGGUGAGACGUCGCCGCUCUGCACAGGCUUGUGCACGCGAGGAUAUUACUGUCCCAAAGGCAGCACGUCUCCAACAGAGCGCGAGUGCGGCGCAGACGGAUUGAUCUGUCGGACCGGAUCGCCCGAGCCGCAGCCCAUCCAGGUGGGCUACUACUCCAUCGGCGUCACCAACACCACCCGAUUCUUCCAGACACCGUGUGAGCCUGGGUACUUCUGCAUCGAUGGCAUCAAGUACCAGUGCCCUGCCGGCACAUACGGCGCUACCAGUGGCCUCAGCACAGCCGCGUGCUCUGGGCUGUGCGCUCCAGGAUUCUAUUGCCCGUCGUACCCGAAUCCGCCGAGUAUCUCGCGCACGCAGAACGAAUGCGGCAACAGCUCUGUCUAUUGUCCGGAAGGCACAGGCAACGAGCCCGAGUUCGUGAAGAGCGGAUACUACAGCGUCCUGACCACUGGAAUGGCCGACGAUGGUCGCAACGCCACUCAAAACGACGUGAAGAUCUGUCCGAAAGGCUUCUACUGCCGUCAGGGAAUCCGCAUUCGCUGUCCUGAAGGAACCUACGGCGACGUCGAAGGCCUCAGCGCAGUGUCCUGCAGUGGCUGGUGUCCUGCAGGCUACUACUGCCCGUUCGCCACGAUUGACUACCGCUUGAACCCCUGUCUUCCAGGAACGUACGCGACGAAAGGAGCUGCAGUCUGCAUGCCGUGUCCAGCCAGCUCGCAGAGUCGAGCGUCGGUGCUCAAGACGUUCCAGCUACUGCCGCCAGAACAGGCCGAGAAGCCGCCAUGCACCACACACCGCGAAUGCUGCUUCUUCGGCUGA
This is a messenger RNA of Phytophthora sojae, 894 nucleotides long. RefSeq lists its product as hypothetical. The record is from RefSeq and is a predicted model, not a curated record. The transcript has a single exon. The annotation marks the transcript as partial. Lineage: Eukaryota; Oomycota; Peronosporomycetes; Peronosporales; Peronosporaceae.